AUGAAAACAUCUGCCAAAGAGAUUUUAACGGGAGACACUGUUGGAGACCUCUCUGAUGAACCUUUGAUUGAUACAACAGCAGCUCUCUCGUUGCAUUCCAAGCGCACCGAGCGACGACAGAAGAAACGCCACCGCAAGGCGUCAAAACAGCAGGCAUCCUUUCUCGAUCUUCCGUCUGAAAUCAUCCUCGAGGUCAUAUUUCUCUUGAGACCGAGCGAUAUCUUCAAUCUCGCAAGGAGUUCCAAGGGGAUUCAACAAUUCAUCAAUGGAGAACCCGAGCGAAUCGCUGGAAACGUCAUCGCAUUACGAUACCCAGUCCUUACACAAUGUUUCCCUCUCCCCAUCCUUCUCAAAAAUGUCGAUAAAGAAGCUUAUGCAGCUCUUAUGGACGAUGAGAGGCAAACCAAGCAUCUGCAUAUCCAUAAGAAACCCUACCAACACGUUUUACCACCAGAUCCAAGCAGGAUAUGCACGUGCUUGACCUGUAUUCUCGCGUGGAACAAUCUUUGCUUAAUUAUCGAUUUUGCUUUCUGGCAGAAUAAUCUGGAGAAAGGAGAGCCGAUUUCGAUGAUAGCUAGAGGAAAAGUUCCUCGAUGGAAUCAGAAACUUAUUACCGCCAAUGCAUCGAUCGUUCAGAAGGCUCUGCGUGACCCGUUGUGGUAUGCCAGGAUACUAGAGCAGCAUCUCAAGACCACGGUGAGAUCGAUCCGCCGACAAGGGAACAACUCCGGAAACAAACGAAGACGAUUUAGAAUGGCGCCUGAAGAUGUUGCUGCAGAAAAUGACGAAUUCUUGAAAAGAAGUGGACCUCCUACUCUGGAUUUCCCGUUUCAUAGAGAUAAUUACUACAUGCUAGAAGCGUAUUUGCCAAAUCGAGGGUGGAAUUCAGAGGCGGGGGAGUGGAGGUAUAUGCCUUCGACACAGCAUGAUAGGGAUAUCGAGUAUGUGAAAGCUUGGGCAAAUAGGCAGGAAGAGAUAAGAAAGGGACUGUGUAAUAGGGAAUCGAAAGAUUAG
Molecule: messenger RNA, 1014 nt
Organism: Glarea lozoyensis ATCC 20868
Lineage: Eukaryota; Fungi; Ascomycota; Leotiomycetes; Helotiales; Helotiaceae
Exons: 1
Coding region: 1-1014 (337 amino acids)
Molecular function (GO): protein binding
Source: RefSeq, a predicted model, not a curated record